UGGUCUGAAGGUUGGCUUCUGAAGGCAAAGCUGCUGUUGUGUGAAGUGGAGGUUCGCCCCAGAUAAGGCAUACUCUGUGCUGUUGCUAGCCGGGCGGCCUCCGACAUGGACUAUCGGCGGCUCCUGAUGAGCCGUGUGGUUCCUGGACAGUUUGACGACGCGGAGUCCUCCGAAAGUGAAAAUACAGAUUUGAAGACAAUCAGAGCAGAAGAUGGCAUUCUAUUUGAAGAGCUCCAAAGUAUGACUGAGAAGGGGGAAGAUAAGACAGAAGAUGAGGAAGAAGAAGAGGUCUAUGAUGAUGAUGGUGAUUGGUACUGGGAUGAUGGAGUUGGAAGACUCACCAAGGGCUCUUCCUGGAGUGGAGGGAGUAACUCACAGGCAAAUCGACAAACUUCCAACUGCAGUGCGGCCAAAAUGUCUACUCCAGCUGACAAGGUUUUACGGAAAUUUGAGAACAAAAUUAAUCUAGAUAAACUAAAUGUUACUGAUUCUGUCAUAAACAAAGUCACUGAGAAAUCUAGACAAAAGGAAGCAGAUAUGUAUCGUAUCAAAGAUAAGGCAGACAGAGCAACCGUAGAACAGGUUUUGGAUCCCAGGACAAGAAUGAUUUUAUUCAAGCUGUUGACAAGAGGGAUCAUAUCAGAGAUCAAUGGCUGCAUUAGUACAGGCAAAGAAGCCAAUGUGUACCAUGCCAGCACACCAGAUGGAAAGAGCCGAGCAAUCAAAAUUUACAAAACUUCCAUCUUGGUGUUCAAAGAUCGGGAUAAGUAUGUCAGCGGGGAAUUCAGGUUUCGUCAUGGCUACUGUAAAGGAAACCCUAGAAAAAUGGUGAAAACUUGGGCAGAAAAAGAAAUGAGGAACUUGAUCAGGUUAAACACAGCAGAGAUUCCAUGUCCCGAGCCAAUAAUGCUAAGAAGUCAUGUUCUUGUCAUGGGUUUCAUUGGUAAAGAUGACAUGUACCAUGGGGGUAAUGUGCAUAUCAUUGACGUCUCUCAGUCCGUGGAGCACGACCACCCCCACGCCCUGGAGUUCCUGCGGAAAGACUGCACCAAUGUCAACGAUUUCUUUAUGAAGCACGCUGUUGCGGUGAUGACCGUGCGGGAACUCUUCGAGUUCAUCACAGAUCCGUCCAUCACGCACGAGAACAUAGACGCUUACUUCUCUAAGAAAAAGAUGGUUAAGGAAGCCCAGAGAGAGAAAAGAAAAAACAAAAUCCCUAAACAUGUGAAGAAAAGAAAGGAGAAAACUGCCAAGACCAAGAAAGGCAAAUAGUGGAGCUGCGCCAUCCCAGCCACAGUGCCACUGUCCGCUUCUCCGGCCAAGUGCACCCGCUGCGCCCGUGCUGAGCUCCCGUGCACCUAUGGGCAGUACCCAGCACGGGGACCAGUCUGGCACCAACUCUGUUGUGGAUGGAGGAUUUAUGGAGCAAAGAACUUCUUAUAGACAUUUGUUUACUUUUUUAAAGGAGGAAAAGUUUAUUUAGCUCACAUUUUCUAGAGGUUUCAGUCUGUACUCAACUGAGUCUGAGUCAGGGUGGCACACGGUAAAGGGGUGUCCCUGAGGAAAAAUAGUUCAUGGUCCCAGAAGACAGAAAAGGCAGCGAGCAAGGGCUAGAUGCGUACCUUUGUAUACAGUUUCUCCUGUCAAGUAGGUUUUGGAGGCCUCCCACUACUUAACUGUGGUGCACAUGGCUGACCUUUACCUGAGCGUAAGGGCACUUCACGCAUUCCGGAAAGUGGUGCUUUCUUUCCUUGACUGGAGUCGUUGAUCACACAGCGGGGUUCAUGGGAAAGGCAGCUUGGCUCCUGCGGGAUGGAUGUGCUGGCUGGUCACAGCCCUCCUCAGCACCGGCCCUCAGUUACACACGCUUCAUGCGGCAGCUGUUUCCUAUGCAGCUGUGCAGCGUGUUUGUUCAUCAGAUGUUUGAGUAUUUGAGGUGCUCGGUAGAGCAGUGAACAAAACAGACAAAGGCCUCUGGUGGUUUGCAUUCAACAGGAAGAGAGUGUGGUAAGGACGAGAGAAACGGGUCUGAGUUCUGCACUGAGAAGAGGCUGCCUGGCGCGAAGGUCUGGAGCUUGAGCAUUCUCCUCGUGUGAGCUGUACAGAGCAGCCUUACUUGCCGUGUUCACGUGUGCAAACCAUACGGAAGGAAUUUCUACUCCCCUAUUCCUUUCCUGUUCUCUAAGUUUCCCCUCUACUUCCAUGUUGUCUUUUUCUUUAAGAUUUCAUAUGUCAGAGAAAAUGUGAGGCUCUUAGCUGAGUCCGGCUUCUUCCGCUGGACAUGAUCUCCAGUUCCAUCCAUUAAAACCGGGUUCUGAGAGAGACCACAGCACAAGGCGGUCGAGUACUUGAGAAGCUGAGCUUCUUGAAAGGGGAGAGCAUGCUGGGCAGGGUGGGCAGCAGGCGGGCACGGGCAGCGCGUGUGCUGAGCCCUCCAGGUCCAGCGCUGCAGCAUCCAGAAGACGGAGCUGUGGUCACACGGCGGUCGGGACCCUGUGGGUUUGCAGCUGAGGAACGGUACAGCCCUCGGCUCCUGUUUUCAAAGGACCUUUGGCCUUGGAAAAUUGGGCAGGAAGCACUUGGGAGAGGAUCCAGUGGAAGUGAGGUGCUGGUGGCUCAGUCCAGGAUGGAGCAGUAAACAGCGCUGGGGAGGAGGUGAGGACGGGCGGGAGAGCGAGUGAGCAGGGACAGCUCCAGGGUUUCAGGCCUCGGAACUGGGGUGGGGAAGUGUGGUGGGUUGGCCUUGGGUCGGGGAGAGGCAUUCUCACAGGGCUGCAAAGCACAAAUGUUAAAUGACUAGGUUUCUUACAGUUUCCAUUUCUCACUAUGUGUUUCAUGUUAGAAAUGGCUAUUUUAACCAUGGUAUUCAGAACCUGUUAUAAAAACCCCCAGAUUCCCCUGAACCUGUGACUUGUACUUGAACUCAGUUGUUUUGAAAAUGAAAGUCCAGUUUUAUUGUUCCCAAUAUCCUCCCUCCCUGAGCUUACUGAUCAGAAUGUGAAAUGUAAUUUCAGUGAAACAGCAAUGGUCUACAAUAUAGGGCGAAGGAAAAGGCAGACCACAGCCGUCUGCGUGUGUGGCGCUGUAGCUCUCAUGUCUCUGCUGGUCUUGCUCUGGGACAAGGUGUGCCUGCAGGUGGUGGCCUGCUCCUCGGAGCUGUCCUGUGCUGAAUCAAAUGCAUUUUCCCAAUUCUGUUGGGCUAAAAGUGUGUUGGCAGAUGGGGACGGUUGGCGCUCUUGACAUUGCUGCUGGGAGGGAGGCUACUGAUGUGUACCGGGCCGUCAGGUGUCCGGAUUGGGAACCUGGAAGCCUUCUGGUCUCUUGUUAAUGUGGCUGUUUGCAGUUACAUCCUGGGUGGGAGACUGUGGCAGAGAAAUACUAAGUGCUGUAGUACUGAGACUUG
This is a messenger RNA of Octodon degus (degu), 3403 nucleotides long. RefSeq names its product RIO kinase 1 (gene Riok1). Lineage: Eukaryota; Metazoa; Chordata; Mammalia; Rodentia; Octodontidae. Gene Ontology annotation, molecular function: protein serine/threonine kinase activity; ATP binding. Gene Ontology annotation, biological process: maturation of SSU-rRNA. The transcript is spliced from 12 exons. Gene Ontology annotation, cellular component: cytosol; preribosome, small subunit precursor. The record is from RefSeq and is a predicted model, not a curated record. Bases 106 to 1272 code for a protein of 388 amino acids.